AUGAAGGCCACCUUUGCUCUCUCUGCCCUCCUGGCUACCGUUGCCGUGGCUCUGCCCACCCCUACCAGCAUGGUCCCUGGUGCCGCUUCCAGCGCUGUUAGCAUGGUCAGCAAGACCGUCCACAGCGUCCUGACUGUCACCAACCAGCAGACCGGCAAGAACAUGCUGGUUGAGCUUGAGCAGGGCUUCGCUAGCCAGCUCACUGGCCUUAACCUCGGAAACCCCACCAGCUCUGUCGGAACCAUCGUUCAGACUGCUUCCUCCCUGUCGGAGCUCCAGAGCCUCACCUCCGGUCUCACCGGCCUCACCUUCGUCACCAGCACUGGCGAGUACGUCCUUGUUCAGCUCGACAGCACCGUCGAGGGUCUCCUGGCCACCCUUGGUCUCUCUGCCGUCGGCGACGUUGUCGGCACUGUCGUCUCCACCCUCGAGAGUGUUGCCUCCAACGCCAAGCGCUCCGAGCUCAACAACGUCCUUUCCAUCACCGGCCUGAACAACGAGCCCAUCCUCGUCAAGGCUGAGUCCACCCUCACCGAUGCUCUCUCCCCCGUCCAGGGUACCGUCGGCACCGUUGUUGCCUCCGUCCCCGAGGUUUCCGACCUCGCUUCCAAGGCCUCCGAGCUUGGCCUCCCCACCAACGAGCUUUUCGGUGUUGCCAGCGCUGACGGUGCCUCUGUCUUGCUUGUCCGUGUCGAGUCCCUUGCCGGUGGCCUCACCUCCACUGUCACUGGCCUUCUGUCCGGCCUCGGUCUUGGUGACCUGACCAGCACUGUUGGCACCGUUGUCAGCUCCGCUCAGGGUGUUACCUCUCUGUAA
Messenger RNA from Penicillium pulvis, 816 nucleotides. RefSeq lists its product as uncharacterized. The transcript has a single exon. The record is from RefSeq and is a predicted model, not a curated record. NCBI's taxonomy places the organism in Eukaryota, Fungi, Ascomycota, Eurotiomycetes, Eurotiales, Aspergillaceae. Bases 1 to 816 code for a protein of 271 amino acids.